Mesorhabditis spiculigera is the source of this 321-nucleotide messenger RNA. The record is from the annotation of a GenBank genome assembly. NCBI's taxonomy places the organism in Eukaryota, Metazoa, Nematoda, Chromadorea, Rhabditida, Rhabditidae.
AUGGGUCCAAUUGGACUAUGGCUGCUCGUGGCCCUCCUCACAUUUUCUUCCGCUUCCCGUGAAGAUCGCUUCGCCAACCCACCUAAAAAUUAUGAAAAACACCUCGUCUUUCGAAUUUUCCCAAACACCACCGAUCAAUUGGCGGCGCUGAAUUUGCUUUACAUGAAAUCACACGAGUAUGAGCUCGAUUUCUGGAAGGCGGCCACGGGUUUUGACCAAUUUGCCGAUAUCAUGGUCCGCGAGAGUCGGGCACUCGAUUUGGCCAGACGAGUGAACGAGACAAAGGCACAAUGGAAGAUUACGAUACCCGAUGUGCAAAAG